Molecule: messenger RNA, 2049 nt
Organism: Ostreobium quekettii
Lineage: Eukaryota; Viridiplantae; Chlorophyta; Ulvophyceae; Bryopsidales; Ostreobiaceae
Source: the annotation of a GenBank genome assembly
AUGGCGGGUGCCGGGACCCUGUCCGCUGACGCGCCGUCUCAGUGGGCGAGCCACCGCGUGUGGAUCGGAAUGCACCGAUUCGGCGCCCGUCGGGCGAGCGACGGACGGUGCCGGGCGGCGAUUGCCGCUGGCCGCCGGCCCACUGUGCGCCCGCCACCGGCGCUGCAGGCCUCCGUCGGGGAAUCCUUCUCUUCGGAAAAGAGGCGGGCCUCUGAGGCGCCAGCGGCUGAGGAAGGGUCUGGCGAUGGCGAAGAUCAGGGCAAUGUCAGGCGAACAUCCGGGUCGAUGGCCUCAAGCUCGGGAUCCGAAGUUGGGCUGCACAAGUCGGCGAUGGCCCUGGCGAGGAGGGGGCGUGUCGGUCCGGCGCUGAGGAUGCUGUACCAGGGGAUCGACCGCUACCCCGACAACCACUUCUUUUUGACGUCCGCGGCCGUCCUCGAGGGCCGGCGGGGGCGUGUCGCCAGGGCGCGGAGGCUGUUCGAGAGGGCGCACGCGCUGAAGCCGGACAGCGCGCCCACGCUUCAGGCCUGGGCGCUCCUGGAGUCACAGAAUCAUAAGGUGUCACAAGCAGUAAGGCUGCUGAAGAUGGCUGCAGCAGCAGAUGCAUCGCAUGCACCAGUCUUCCAACUGUGGGCACUCCUGGAGGCACAAAGGAACAACGUGUCAGGUGCCAGACGCCUUUUCAAAAAAGGAGCGGAAGCAGAUCCCAAACAUGUUCCAAACCUGCAUGCCUGGGCUUCUCUUGAAAUGGACAAUGGGAACCGCCAGUUGGCUCGGAAAUUGCUGGAGAGGGGCUUGAAGGUUGAUCCCCAUCAUGCCCCUUCCUGCAAUUCUCUAGCCACCAUGGAGUGGCAGGCCGGCAACUAUGCAGCAGCACGGAACAUCUUCCAAUCCGGCCUGAAGUCUUCAAGGAGAGACUCUGACAUCUUACACUGCUGGGCCAUGCUGGAGCUGCGAAGACAGAACCUCAAAGUUGCAAGGGAACUGUUCGAUAAGACUCUGAAGCUGAACCCCAAGCACAUACAUACCCUGGUGAGCUGGGGAUCCAUGGAAGCUCGAUCGGGGAAUGUGGAAAGGGCACAGGAAUUGUACAAAAAGGCGGCACAGGUGUCCCCAAGGAACACCUUUGUGCAGCACAGCCUGGCCCAGUUCUACCAACAGCAGGGUGACACUGAGAGGGCUAAGGAGAUCUGGCAGAGGCUGGUGGAGUUGGAACCUGGGUGUGGGGUGGCUUGGCAUGCACUAGGUAUGCUGUGUGUGGCGAGCGGUGACCUAGCUGAAGCGAGGGCACUGUAUCAAAAGGGGAUGGCCGUCAGGGAUCCAAAGGCAGCCCUUCUGAAUUGUGAGGGUCUGGCUGAAUUAGAGCUGUUCUACGGGAAUGCGGGGGCUGCCUGCAGGGUGUUUAGGACAGCAGCGCAGAACUACAAAGUGAGCGCUAGGUUUCUCAGGAUGUGGGCAGCUGCAGAGAAGCGACUGUCAAAUCCUGAGGAGGUGUCCCGUCUGCUGGAAGCUUCAGCACGCAGAGACCCACAAGAAUACAGGACGUGGUUAAAGUGGGCACUGCAUGAGCGAGGCCGUCAGAACCAUGACAUUGCUGAGCGUUGCUUUCGGCGUGCAAUGGAGGUGGCCCCAGGCAGCCCCCAUGCUUAUCAUGCCUACGCAACCAUGAAAUAUUCCCUUGGUGACACAGCAGCAGCACGUGAAGCUUUUGCAGCUGGUCUGGAGACAGCUGCAAGGAGUGGUCCACUGAUAACAGAGUACGCAUUGAUGGAGUGGACUGAAGGUAACAUUUCGAAGGCCAGGGAACUUUUCUCCUUGGGCGCUGAGCUCCGCCCCUACCUUGCUCAUCCCCCACUCCUGGACGCAUGGUCUCGACUGGAAGCCCAAGAAGGCAAUCUCGAACUUUCCAGAGAAUUGGAGGCGAAGUACUGGUCGAUCUUGAACAAAGGACGAUCUGAGGCUGCUAGCACAUCAAUUGUUGAAGUAGUUGAUAUGGGCAAUGCUGGGGAAGACAAUUUUGACGGCGUUGAUUCAGAAGAGGGCCUAUGA